Molecule: messenger RNA, 296 nt
Organism: Paramuricea clavata
Lineage: Eukaryota; Metazoa; Cnidaria; Anthozoa; Malacalcyonacea; Plexauridae
Source: the annotation of a GenBank genome assembly
AUGGAUAAAGGUCAAUUGAAUUCUGAAGUGUUUCUUGAUUUGGCGAAGGCAUUUGAUACCGUGGAUCAUGAGAUUUUGUUGAGCAAACUUCAGAUUUAUGGAGUUGAUUCAAUGAGUCUCAAUUGGUUUAAAUCGUAUCUAUUUGACCGAAAACAAAAAUGUAAUGUAAAUGGUCUAGUAUCGAGUGAGCGCUCGUUGCUAUGUGGGGUACCUCAAAGAUCUAUUCUUGGUCCUUUGCUAUUUCCUGUUUACAUUAAUGACCUUCCUUCUUGUCUGCAACAUUCUACAGCACGAAU